Molecule: messenger RNA, 2397 nt
Organism: Aplosporella prunicola CBS 121167
Lineage: Eukaryota; Fungi; Ascomycota; Dothideomycetes; Botryosphaeriales; Aplosporellaceae
Exons: 2
Coding region: 1-2397 (798 amino acids)
Biological process (GO): polyphosphate catabolic process
Cellular component (GO): membrane; fungal-type vacuole
Molecular function (GO): endopolyphosphatase activity; exopolyphosphatase activity
Source: RefSeq, a predicted model, not a curated record
AUGCUCGCCUCGUCGACGACGUCGCUGCUGCUCCCGCUCCUGCUGGGCGGUGGCCAGUUUUGCAGCGCCCUCCCGCCGCUCAAUCCAGCGCCAGCCGUAAAUUCCGUCCGCAGGCCGCUUACAGGGCGCUUUCUACACAUUACCGGUAUUCCUACCCUCUACUGUCUUCAGGUGCUCCUAAGUCCCUUCUCACACAGCACAGAUAUCCACCCUGACCCCUUCUACAAGUUCGGGUCUGCCACCGAUGCGCAAGGGGCCUGCCACCACGGCUCUGGGCCUGCCGGUUAUUAUGGUGCAGAAACUUCCGACUGUGACGCGCCCAUCACUCUGGUGAACGCGACCUUCGACUGGAUUAGGGACAACAUUAGGGAUGACAUUGAUUUCAUCCUUUGGACUGGUGACUCGGUGCGCCAUGACAACGACGAGAAGAUCCCGCGGCAUGAAGACCAAGUCUUGGAACAAAACGAGCUUAUCGCCGACAAAUUCCGCGAAGUGUUUGGUAGGGACGAUGACGAUGACAGCGACCCAACAAACGACUUUGUUAUUCCGAUCGUACCUAACUUCGGAAACAAUGACAUCCUACCCCACAACAUCUUUACUCCGGGCCCAAACAGGUGGACGUCAAAAUACUUGGAUAUUUGGAAAAGCUUCAUCCCGGAGGAGCAGAGGCAUCAGUUCCAGAGGGGAGGUUGGUUUUCCGUCGAGGCAAUUCCAAACAAGCUAAGUGUUCUUAGCCUGAACACACUGUUCUUCUUCAGUAAAAACGCCGGUGUCGACGGUUGCGCAAUGAAGUCCGAACCUGGAUACGAACACUUUGAAUGGCUACGCGUUCAGCUUCAAAUCCUCCGCGAACGGGGCAUGAAAGCCAUCUUGAUAGGGCACGUGCCGCCCGCCCGCACCGAGAACAAACAGCUUUGGGAUGAGACUUGCUGGCAAAAGUACACCUUAUGGACACGGCAAUAUCGUGAUGUUAUUGUCUCGAGCAUGUUCGGUCACAUGAAUAUCGAUCAUUUUUUGUUACAGGAUUUCGAAAGUCUUGCGGAUAGUACCCUGAAAGGUAAAAUGCCAGGCUCAAUGAAAGCCAAAAUCCUGGAAUCCGAGGACAAAGAAUUCUCCGCGACCGGCGCGUCGGAUUAUCUGGUUGACUUGAGGAAGGCAUGGGCGACCCUGCCAAGCCCGAAACAUCACGACAAUGCGGUAGAGAAGAAGUUUUCUGUCGCCGAAGAGAUUCAGGAUUUCAUUGGCUGGAAAAAGGGCAAGAAGGGACAUGGAGACAAUGAGAACUAUCUGGAUGACAUCGGUGGUGUGUGGGGAGAAAGAUACAGUAUCUCACAAGUUGGUGCCAGUGUGGUACCAAACUUUUUCCCGACGUUGAGGAUCUUCGAGUAUAACACUACCGGCCUUGAAAACCAAGCAUAUACACACGCUAUCGACAGACGAGUUCCCGUGGACCGUCAGCUUGAAGAAGCUGUGGAGGAUCUUGAGAAUUAUGACAAGGACGAAGGCAGUGGUGUUGACACCACAAAGAAGAAAAAGAAGAAGGACAAGAAGCACCACUCCAAGAAGUACAAGUUCACUGUUCCGGACUCACCUUCAAAGUCAUCCCCUCCUGGUCCUGCCUACUCGCCACAGACUCUUACGCUUCUCGGCUACACUCAGUAUUUUGCCAACUUGACUCACAUAAACAACGACUAUGCCAACGAAAGCGUCCAUGAGUUUGGCCAUUACAGACAGUUUGAAAACGCGUCUGCCUACGAUGAUGCUGAAUUUGAUGCGCAGAAGUGGAGGCAUGGGAAACACCACGGCAAAAACAAACCCAAGCACCCUGACCAGCAUCUGAAUGAAUUCAAGUACGAGGUUGAGUACCAAACUCUCAACGACUCUGAUCCAUUCAAGUUGAAGGAUCUUACAGUGAGGAGUUACAUAGAUCUGGCCAGAAGGAUUGGAGAUUUCAAGAAGAGCAAGACGAGCAAGAACGCACUUGGAUGGGCAAGCGGAGACGUAGACGAAUUCGAGGCGAUGGAAAUGACGAAUCGGGAUAGAGAAGUCGAAGAAGUCGACUACAGUCUCGAUGACGAGGACAUGGAAGUCGAGGAGGUCGACUACAGCAACGAUGGCUUGGGUCAAGACGGAGAGUCCGAGGAGAACGAAUUCGAGGUUGAAAAGAAGAAGAUGCACAAAAAGAAGAAGCACCACAAGGGACCUAAGAACCACGUGUGGUACACGUUUGUCAAGCGAGCUUUCGUUGGCACCAUGGACCUCGAGGACAUCCACUCCGAGUUCGGCGUCAUGGAUGUAUCGGAGGCGAUGGAUGACAACCCAGCGAUGAUUCAGAGCGAGCCCUCGCUGCCAGUAGAGGACGCAGAAUCAGAGCUGUUGGGAGACGGAGAGCUGUAG